This is a messenger RNA of Scophthalmus maximus (turbot), 4095 nucleotides long. It is a transcript of the gene lmnb2, whose product is annotated as lamin B2. NCBI's taxonomy places the organism in Eukaryota, Metazoa, Chordata, Actinopteri, Pleuronectiformes, Scophthalmidae. The record is from RefSeq and is a predicted model, not a curated record. The coding region runs from base 217 to 1950 and encodes 577 amino acids. The transcript is spliced from 13 exons.
CCCUGCUUUUGGCGCGGUCUUGUCAGCGGUGCCGGCCAUCUUGGAACCACUUUGCCAGGCGAAUGUGUGAGGCUUUGUAUGGUCAUAGAGACGUCGUAUCGUUGAUAGAGGACACCAUCUGUUUUUCCUUGUUACUCACGACAACAGCCGAUACGCUUGUUUUUCUAUUUGCGCGCUGAGCGGCGGAGCGAACUGCGGAUUAUCGAAAGAACCGUCAUGGCGACUGCUACCCCAAGCCGCGAAGCUGGCCGGCCGGCGGCCUCCACGCCUCUGUCCCCGACCCGCAUCUCUCGCCUGCAAGAGAAACAAGAUCUGCAGCACCUGAACGACCGACUGGCCGUGUACAUCGACCGCGUCCGGUCCCUGGAGCUGGAGAACGACCGGUUGAUGGUCAAAGUGUCCGCGAAAGAGGAGGUGACCACAAGAGAGGUGACCGGCCUGAAGGCUCUGUAUGAGGCGGAGUUAGCUGAUGCUCGACGUGUUCUGGAUGAAACAGCUAAAGAGAGAGCCAGGCUCCAGAUAGACCUUGGCAAGGCUCAGGCUGAUCUGGAUGAAGCCACACGCAGUGGCAAGAAGAAGGAUGCUGAUCUCGCGGCAGCGCUGUCCAGGGCCGCUGGUUUGGAAGGCCAGCUGAACAAGAGCGAGGCUGCUCUUUCUACAGCUCUAAGCCAGAAUGCAGCUUUGACUUCUGAGCUGGCUGAUGUCAAGAGCCAGUUGGCUAAGGCAGAAGACAGCCAUGCCGUUGCUAAGCGGCAGCUGGAGGCAGAGACACUGAUGCGCGUUGACUCUGAGAAUCGCAGCCAAUCACUGAGUGAAGAGCUGGAGUUCAGGAAGAGCAUGUUUGAAGAGGAGGUGCGUGAGUCGCGGCGUCAUCAGGAGCAGAGGAUCGUGGAAGUGGAUUCUGGAGUGAGACAGGACUAUGAGUUCAAACUGGCUCAAGCUCUACAGGACCUGAGGAGGCAACAUGACGAACAAGUUUCUCUCUACAAGGAAGAACUUGAGCUAACCUUCCAGGCCAAGUUGGACAACGCCAAGGUGUCCUCCGAGAUGAAUGACAACGCAGUGAGCUCGGCCAGGGAGGAGGUGCAGGAGUCCCGUAUGAGGAUCGAGAGCCUGGGAUAUCAACUGAACGCCAUGCAGAAACAGGUGUCUGCCUCGGAGGAUCGCAUCAGGGAGCUGGAGGAGAUUCUGUCAGCAGAGCGCGACAAGCACCGCCACGCCAUUGAAGGAAGAGAUCAGGAGAUGAGUGAGCUGAGAGAGAGGAUGAACGCUCAGCUCAGUGAAUACCAGGAGCUGUUGGACGUGAAGCUGGCCCUGGAUAUGGAGAUCAAUGCCUACAGGAAGCUGUUGGAGGGAGAGGAGCACAGACUGAAGCUGUCCCCCAGCCCAUCGGCCCGAGUCACAGUUUCCAGGAUAACAGGAUCUUCGUCCUCCCGCUCGUCCAAGAGGAAGAGAGCGGAGGCCAGGGAUGUUCCCGAGGUGGGGAGAGGGGAGGAGCAGCUGCUGGUGUCGGAGGAGGCGACGGCCAGUGGAGCCGUCACCAUAUCCCCCACGGACAUGGAUGGAAACGCAGUCACACUGACUAAUGACACUGAGCAGGACCAGCCUUUGGGAAGCUGGAGGUUGAAGAGACAGGUUGAUGACGGGGAAGAAAUAAUCUACAAGUUCUCGCCAAAGUUUGUCCUCAAGGCUGGACAGUCGGUCACGGUUUGGUCUGCUGACGCGGGCAUGGCCCACAGUCCACCGACUGACCUGCUGUGGAAGAGCCAGGCUUCCUGGGGCACAGGAAAUGACAUGAUCACUUCUUUGAUCAACACUGACGGCGAGGAGGUGGCCAUGAGGAGUGUGACCAAGACUCAGGUGGAGGUGGAGAACGGAGACGACGAGGACGAGGACGAGGAGGUGGCACAAACGGGCAAGGCGUCGUCCAGAGAGUGUUCCAUCAUGUGAGGCCUCCUGCUCGGAGAUGGUCCAUUAGGUCUUUUUAUUGUCCGAGACAAUGUAAGAACCUUUUGGACUAAUGGGCUCUUUUUUCUUUUCUUUUUACUGUUCCCCACAUGUCUGGGCUUUAAUACCAGUCCUUCCCUCAAAGUUCUUUAACAAGGCAUCAUGUGUGCACCACGUGUGCAUCAAGUUUAGAUGAUGAUCACAGCUGAUUCAUUUUAUUCUUCCAUAGCAAACAUUUAAUUUCACCUGUCGCGGCAACAUUACAGUCGUGACGACGAGGACCUCCUCUCUGUAGCCAUAAUGAUGUGAUGAAGUGUGAAUGUGUGAUGAGCAGUUCUUCAUUAGAUUUUGGAAAACUGUUUUUUUUCCCCUCCAAAUUCAAAGAGGUCUUAGAUUGUUUCCCACCUAUAACAUAAACAUUGGCCCUUUGCACAUCUUCCUUCGAAGAUGAACACAAUUGCAGUUGUUAAUUCUGAUUCGUUGAAAUUCUUUCUUUUGUGAUUGUGCUGAAAGCAGAAUGUGCAGCUCCACGGCUGCCGUGUGUUGAUGACCACCAUGAAUAUAGAACUCAAACCCUCAUCUGAAUACAAGUAGAAGCACACAUUUGAAAAGUUAAUGAAAAGGUUUGGAGCCACAUGUGAACCGUUGCUCUGAGCUGCAGCGAACAGAAACACUCCUGUGUAGUUUCAUUAAGAACAGCACCAUGGGCAUUUCACGCAAUUCUGACACUGGGAUGAAAACAUGUGAAGACCUGUAACAAAUGUGACGUUAACAAAAUCCCCAGCAGUGAAAGGGGAAUGUUGACCUGUGCUUACAGCUCAUCGGGUGUUGUCAGUCGUGUGUCUGUCACCUGUCAAUCAACAGACCACCACCAGGAAGAGAGUGGCAUGUUUGUGGCCAUGUUACUCAAAUCUCCCAUGUUCAGGUUUUUCUCAGACAGUCACCAGCUCAGGACAUGUCAAGUGUCACAUGUCCUGUGCUGAGCUGCUCUUAAAAUAGGGAGUUGCCAUAAAGUAGCCGGAGUUUCAGCUGGUGACUUUUCUGAACUAAUACCAGUUGUGUGACAAUGUUAAACUGACCUCACGUUGCCUCCAUCCUUUAAAGUACGCAAGGUGAAGAGCGGAAGCAGCUCUGGUAUCACCGGGUCUGAGGUGAUACCAUCUGUGUGUCGCUCUCACACCUCGUGUGCCAUCUUAGGAAACUCAGUUUUUUUUUUAUAGCGUGUGUUUGUAUGCCGUGCUUUACAUUGGUAGUUAUUUUUCUAUAGCUUUAUUGUCUUAUGUAAUCAUUUUUAUUUACAUGAAAUCUUUCAUUUAUUAUUUUGUAUUUAGAACUUUCUGGGGUGACGAUGGGACAGGCGGUCGUGUCCUAAACUGAUACUCUGGUAUAUUUCAGGAUUUUGAUAAAAACAUUAGUGAAUGUUCAGUCUUCACUGAACAUAUGAAAAAGGAGCAAUGACUUCCGGUCUAAUAACUGAUUAGAGAUCAACUUUACAUCUACGUGAGUCCAUCAGUGUUUGACUGGGACCCUGAAUUUAAUACUGAUCUGAUUUUUAAUUUCACUACAAAACAGUGACGCUGUAAGAUUUUUAAUAUAUAGGCUGACAAUUCAGUCCCUCCAGGAACCCUCCGCCUUUCAGUUCAACUUCCAGAAUACAUGAAAUUCAACCAAUCCCUGCAAUAUUUGCAGGAGAUGAUUAUUUUUUGAUUACUAAAGCUUUUUCACAGAGACUGGUGAAACUGCCGGUGAAACUUCACUGUAUUAAAAAAAAAAAGGAAAAACUUUAAUAUAGACCUUUUUUCACAAGCCAAAGUCAAACAAUGAGGUUUGAAUGUCAAAGACUUCCUGUAUCGACGUGGAGGGUCAUUUUUUUCUUUUUGGUACGCUGCUGUUGCGUAUCAGUACGCAUGAUUGUCAGGUUAUGUUUCAACAGUGAUGCAUUUUGCAGCUGAUUUGCAAACAUUUAACUAGUAUUGAUAUAUAAUAUUGAACAGCUCAGAUCCUGGAGGGACUGGGAUGUCUUGUCUGUGACUAGUUCCACUCCAGUGUAUGUAGAUGUGACGGGGGGGGCAUGCUAUAUGUCAGGUUUCGUUCAUGAUUAACUGUCAAACUACUUUUUGUACACACAAUAAAUGUUUUACAUAUACA